Messenger RNA from Acanthisitta chloris (rifleman), 1752 nucleotides. Its product is annotated as neurofascin-like. The transcript is spliced from 13 exons. Gene Ontology annotation, biological process: cell-cell adhesion; brain development. The record is from RefSeq and is a predicted model, not a curated record. Gene Ontology annotation, molecular function: cell-cell adhesion mediator activity. Lineage: Eukaryota; Metazoa; Chordata; Aves; Passeriformes; Acanthisittidae. The annotation marks the transcript as partial.
GACGACCCGACCGGCCCCGAGACUUGGAGCUGACAGACCUGGCCGAGAGGAGCGUGAGGCUCACGUGGAUUCCUGGUGAUGACAACAACAGCCCCAUCACAGACUACAUCGUACAGUUCGAGGAGGAUCGUUUCCAGCCUGGCAUGUGGCACAACCACUCCAGGUACCCUGGGAGUGUCAACUCGGCCGUGCUGAGCCUCUCUCCUUAUGUCAACUACCAGUUCCGGGUGAUAGCAGUGAACGACGUGGGCAGCAGUGUGCCCAGUGUGCCCUCCGAGCGCUACCAGACCAACGGGGCACGUCCUGAGAUUAACCCAACAGGAGUGCAAGGUGCAGGGACCCAAAAGAACAACAUGGAGAUCACCUGGACGCCCCUGAAUGCCACCCAAGCCUACGGGCCCAACCUGCGGUACAUCGUGCGCUGGCGGCGCCGCGAGCCGCGCGGCAGUUGGUACAACGAGACGGUCAAGGCCCCGCGCCACGUCGUCUGGAACACUCCCAUCUAUGUGCCCUACGAGAUCAAGGUGCAGGCAGAGAACGACUUUGGCAGAGCCCCAGAGCCUGACACCUACAUUGGCUACUCCGGGGAGGAUUAUCCCAAGGCUGCUCCCACAGAUGUUAGGAUAAGGAUUUUAAACAGCACUGCCAUUGCUCUGACCUGGACACGAGUGCACCUGGACACCAUCCAGGGACAGCUCAAGGAGUACAGAGCUUAUUUCUGGAGGGAAAGUAGUUUGCUGAAGAACCUGUGGGUCUCCAGAAAACGGCAGUUUGUGAGUUUUCCUGGAGACAGAAACAGGGGCAUAGUGUCCAGGCUGAUCCCUUACAGCAACUACAAGCUGGAGAUGGUGGUAACCAACGGCAGAGGAGAUGGGCCACGCAGUGAGCUUAAGGAGUUCCCCACACCUGAAGGAGUGCCCAGCUCCCCCAGGUACUUGAGAAUCCGACAGCCCAACCUGGAAAUCAUCAAUCUGGAGUGGGAUCACCCAGAGCAUCCCAAUGGAAUCCUCACGGGAUACAACCUUAGAUAUCACGCCUCCAUCACCCCCUGCCUUUCCUCCCCAGUUAAUGGAUCCAAAACAGGCCGAGCCAUGGUGGAGAGCUUCUCCCCCAACCAGACCAGGUUCACCCUGCAGAGGACAGAUCCCAUCUCACGCUAUCACUUCGUCCUGCGCGCACGGACACAGGUGGGAGAAGGAGAAGCCAUAGUGGAGGACUCUCCAGCCUUGCUGAACGAAGCUACUCCAACCCCAGCUGCAACUGGGAUCCCUCCAACUACAGUUGAACUAACCAGUGCUCCAACCACCCCAACUACCGACACAACUACCACCACCACCGACACAACUACCCCAACUACCGACACAACUACCACCACCGACACAACCACCACCACAACUACCACCACAACUACCACCACCACCACCAGUACCACCACAGCUGCAGAGAGAGCUCCAGCAGCCACCACAAAGCAGGAGUUGGCCACCAAUGGAUCAUCCAUAUGGGACAUAAGAGCUAUGGCUAAUAGUAACUGGGCAAACAUCACCUGGAGCCACAAUUACUCUGCAGGAACUGACUUUGUGGUUAAGUAUAUCACCAGUAACAAGACCGAGAGGUCUAUCCCUGUUAAGGCUCAAACCCCUUCCUCAGUGCAGCUGGCGGAUCUGACGCCGGGGAUGAUGUACAAGCUGUGGGUGUUCCCCAUAUGGUCUAGCCCCAGCGAGCACUCGUACAUAACCUUUACCACCAGCUCAG